Molecule: messenger RNA, 948 nt
Organism: Apodemus sylvaticus (European woodmouse)
Lineage: Eukaryota; Metazoa; Chordata; Mammalia; Rodentia; Muridae
Product: vomeronasal type-1 receptor 4-like
Exons: 1
Coding region: 31-948 (305 amino acids)
Biological process (GO): G protein-coupled receptor signaling pathway
Cellular component (GO): membrane
Molecular function (GO): pheromone receptor activity
Source: RefSeq, a predicted model, not a curated record
AUUACUCCACUGUCCAAUGAAGCCAUCUCUAUGUCGUCUCAGAAUAAAACCCUGAUAACCGUGGAGGAAGUAGCUCUUCACAUGCUUUUAUUUUGCCAGGUUGGGGUUGGGACUCUGGCCAACAUCCUUCUGUUUGUCAAUAAUUUCUCUCCAAUCUUGACUGACUUUCAAUUGAAGCCCAUACAGGUCAUUCUAACCAACUUGUCUGUGGGCAAUGUCCUCAUUCUCCUCCUCUUGGUAUUUCCAAACAAUAUGACACCUUUUGUUCCAAGGAAGCCCCUAACAGACCUCAAAUGUAAACUCGGUUUCUUCUUUCCCUUGGUGGCUCGAAGUGCAAACAUGUGCUCCACCUGUGCCCUUAGCACCUACCAAUUUGCCACUAUUGCUCCCAGUACCUGGGGUCAAGUGAUGUUCAGAGAUCUAUCCCCCAAGGUCCUGAGUUAUUCUUGUUACAGCUGUUGGUUGUUUGGUGUCUUAAGUAAUGCUUACGUUCCAAUGAAAGUCAGUGGUCCACAGAAAAAGCAGGAUAAUGUUGAUUCUAAAAGCAAGUUGGUCUGCUCUACGUCUGGUUUCAGAACAGGCAUGAGCUUCUUGCGGUUUGCCCAUGACACCGUGUUCAUCAUCAUUAUUGUCUGGACCAGUAUCUCCAUGGUAAUUCACCUGAACAAACACCACCAGAGGGUACAGCACAUUCGCACUCCCAAUCAGGGCCACAGAGGCCAAGCUGAGACCAGAGCAACCCACACCAUCCUGAUGGUGAUGGUCACAUUUGUGUGCUUUUAUCUCCUGGAUUGUGUUUGUAAUAUAUUUCACAUUUCUUUUGGGGACUCUCAUCUCUGGUUGAAGUGGAUCACUGAAGUUUUGACUGCAGGUUUCCCCACUAUCUCUCCUUUACUGUUGAUCCUUAGAGAUCCUAAGGAUCCUUGCUCUGUGCUCUUGCUCUGCUGA